UGGCAAUUGUAUUAUAAUCUGCUGUGUUAGGCUUCCAUAAGUCUUGCCUUGAAGAGCAUCACAGCCCAACUUGCUAAGCUAUCUUGGAAUGGCAACUCACGAACGCAUCCUUAGCCACAAAGCUGCCUCAUGUUCACACGUUCUUCUACCUCUACGAGCUGGGCGCUGCAAACAGCGACGGUUGGCAAACGCUCGGCGCUGGCUUGGACCCCAGCUUGCUCGGGACGUUAUCAUUGCGUCCGCGGCGUAUGGCGAUGCCCUAGAUAGUGAACGCAUAUCCAGCUAUCCACCACCUUCAUUUGAACCCACUCCACACGACCCAGUUGAUGAGAACCAGGUGGUCACAAAGUUCAUUGCCGAGACGCUCUUACCCACCCGUCAUGGAAAGUUUAGACUGCGCGGCUAUAAACAUUCGACGGACGGGGGAGUAACCUUCACGGAGCCCACUGCCAUCAUAGCAGGCCAAGUUGAAGGCCGGGAAAACGUUCCUCUCCGGGUACACGACGCUUGCUUUACCUCAGAGGUGUUGGGCUCCCUGAAGUGCGACUGCGCCGAGCAGCUGCAGCUGGCGUUGCAGCUGAUCGCGUCGCAGCAGCCGGGGCUGGUCAUCUACCUGCAGCAGGAGGGACGCGGCAUCGGACUGGCCAACAAGAUAGCCGCGUACUCGCUGCAGGAGCAGGGCCUAGACACCGUUGACGCCAACCGCGCGCUGGGGCUGCCGGACGACUGCCGCGAGUACACCAGCGUGCGCAACAUGCUGGCGGAGCUGGGCGUGAGGAGCGUGAGGCUCAUUACCAACAACCCUCGCAAGAUCAACGUGCUCACCUCCCUGGGUAUCCGGGUGACGGGGCGGAUACCCUGCCUGGUGGCGGCGGGCGCGUACAACCAGGGUUACCUGGAGGCCAAGCGGGACCGCAUGGCACACAUGCUGCCCGAGGAGGCGGCCGCAGCGGCUGUAGCAGCAGCAGGGGCAGCGGGAGUAGCAGCCUCGUCAGCAUCAGGCACGACAGCGGUAGCAGCAGAGGCAGGGCAAGCGGCGGCGGCAGCAGCAGCAGCCUCGGUAGCAGCAGUAGCAGGAUCCAGCACAUCCCAAGGAGGGGAGGGGGAGUUAGGCCGGCUUCGAAACCCACAUGGCACGAAUACGGAUACGGACUUGCUGCUCGUCAACGGCAGCAGCAUCGGGGGCAGCAUGAGCAGCAUGAGCAGCAUGGGCAGUAUCGGCGGGGAGGUCAAGGGGGAGUUUUGCUUCUGGGACCACGGCGGGGAGCCUAUUCAGGCAGUGAGUGCGGCGCAGGCCAAGGGUGGUAUGGACCUGCCUGCCGGGCUAGUGCAUGGGAGCAACGGCCGGGUGGUGCCCCUUGAGGCGGCGAGGAGUAGGAGCAGCAGGAGCGGCAGCAACGGAAAUGGGAACGGCAACGGUAACAGCAGCAACGGUGUUAGCCGUGGGAGCUGUAGCAGCGGAAGCAGCAACAGCACGGAAGGGUCAGGGAUGACAACAGCGGCGGAAACGGCAGCUGGAGCGGAGGUUUUGCCGAUGAGGGUGGCAGCGGCAGCAGCGGUUGUUGCCACAACGGACGGAGGGACGUCACAUGGAGGUAGCAACGGUAACGGCAACGGCCAUGCUUCGUUGUAGACAACCGUCUCUCGUCCUUGUUGCUGCUGCUGCUGCUGCUGCUGCUGCUGGGUGGUACGAUGACAAGCCUGGCUCUGUACCUGCUAGCGGUGUAAAUACUGUGUCGCUAGGUGGAGUAGGUUGGUGUAGGCACGCGGUUCCUGCGGUGGAAAGGCAGAUAGGUGCACCCAUGAAUGCACUCGCACGGUGCACUCCUCUCGUGAACCGUGUAAUCCCACACAAGACGGUUGGUGCUGGUUAGAUGCUGUGUGCCGAAAUGCAGAGCCGUGGCGUUAGUGGGUGAAGGUGAUGAUUGGGUAUGGGAGUGUGGGGGCGAGGUGCUUCGGAGGUAGGUGUGUUAAAAAAACUGGCCGCGAGUAGGAACGUAAGAAAGGACGGACGGACGGUAGGUGUGUCCGAGGGUGAAAAAAGUGUGCCUGCUGGGAAGAAAUCGAGAGUUGGGGGGAUGCGGGAUGGUGCUUGGAACACAGCGAUUUCCCAUGCAGCUUUGUGUGGAUAACGCAUGAAGGCCCCUGCUGCACGACGCAUGGAGGCCGCCGUCUGCUGUAGGCAUGUGGCGGGUAGGGGUGCAGACAGCAUGGGUUGAAUCCUGGCACAAGUGGGGCGGGUAGGGGUUCCGUACAGGUGUUGCGAAUUCUCUGGGGAGUAGCUUGAUUAGGGUGCUGAAGAGGACUGUCAAAAGGUGUCAUCAGGGCAGCACGCAAGAUGUGCCAUAACCGGGCAUGUGGGCCGAUGGGAUGUGCUGAACAGCGUUUUUGUUUUAUUGUCGUGUCGUACAACACACCGUGAAGUUUUAUGAUCACGCCGCGACAUGUGUGCUGUGCGUGUGUGUGUUUGCGUGGCAUGCGUGAGAUGAGAGAGAAAACACACACAUCUGAGCGAUACAGAGACGUGAGCAGUGGUUAGCUUUGGGACGCGCUAUCUUUAUAUUUCAAACCAAGCACGCGCACACGCACACGCACGAAUGCGUGUCUUAACACACGCACGAAUGAACGCAGGAGAGGAGGAGCCGUUGUAAGGCCCCCGCUUGGCAGAGCAAUGCGCACGUAUUAGGGUGUGGAAGAAGAUUUAGAACGUUACUUCUGGUGUUAUGGUGCUUGUUUAGGAGAGGUUCCCUGUGCUUAUCUGCAACACUGCAGUGUCCGGGGUUCGGCGCAUGCAUGGGGCACGUGCGAUGCGCCAAACCCGUUGGCGGAGGUUGAGUCAUCCGCCUGUUACCGUAUAGUAAAUGGCCAUGCAAAGUGCCGCUUGUACAAGACGCGAACAUGCCGAAUGCCAAACUGUGUAAUCCAUUAUCCAA
Messenger RNA from Astrephomene gubernaculifera, 2933 nucleotides. The record is from the annotation of a GenBank genome assembly. NCBI's taxonomy places the organism in Eukaryota, Viridiplantae, Chlorophyta, Chlorophyceae, Chlamydomonadales, Astrephomenaceae.